Molecule: messenger RNA, 3044 nt
Organism: Arabidopsis arenosa
Lineage: Eukaryota; Viridiplantae; Streptophyta; Magnoliopsida; Brassicales; Brassicaceae
Source: the annotation of a GenBank genome assembly
AUUCUUCUACAAACUUCUUCUGCCUCAUUCUCCAAGCAAAAAAACCUCCGUCUUCUUCCUCUUCAUCUUCUCAAAACCCUAAAACCUAAAGAACACUUGCUUCAAUUUACCUCACAUGGCGUCAAGGAGAUUAUCCAAAUCUGUUUCCUCAGUCAUCAAAGCUCAAUAUACUCUCUCGAAACCACCUCUUUUCCUCCGUUCUCGUCCUCUCUCUGCUUCUUCUCACUACACCUCUCCCAAUUCCUCUAUUUUCCGAACAAAUUCAUUCAUCAAAAUCGCCGCUAACAACAACUCUUCCAUCACUCAGACGACUACUCAUGGCCAACUCUUACCUCUUUCUCUUCAAUUCCCUUCUCCGCGACGCUUCUCCACCACCACUGCUCAGAUUAAUCAAAAUGAGUUUACGGAGAUGGCAUGGGAAGGGCUUAUCAAUGCCUAUGAUGCGGCUCGUGAAUCGAACCAACAAAUCGUUGAAUCUGAACAUUUGAUGAAAGCUCUUCUUGAGCAAAAAGAUGGUAUGGCCAGAAGAGUAUUCGCCAAAGCCGGAAUCGACAAUUCCUCUGUUUUGCAAGCUACCGACUUGUUUAUAUCUAAACAACCAACGGUUAGUGAUACAGGUGGUCAGAGACUAGGGUCAUCUCUUAGUGUUAUAUUAGAAAAUGCAAAGAGGCAUAAGAAAGAUAUGUUAGAUAGUUAUGUAUCUGUGGAACAUCUUCUUUUGGCCUUUUAUUCUGAUACAAGGUUUGGUCAAGAAUUUUUCAAGAAUAUGAAACUUGAUAUGCAAGUGCUUAAGGAUGCUAUAAAAGAUGUACGUGGUAGUCAACGCGUAACUGAUCAAAAUCCUGAGAGCAAAUAUGAAGCACUUGAAAAGUAUGGAAAUGAUUUAACUGAGAUGGCUAGACGAGGGAAACUUGAUCCGGUCAUUGGGCGGGAUGAUGAAAUUCGGCGUUGCAUUCAGAUAUUAUGUAGGAGAACAAAAAACAAUCCGGUUAUUAUUGGUGAGCCUGGUGUAGGGAAAACUGCAAUUGCAGAGGGGUUGGCUCAACGAAUUGUGCGAGGAGAUGUCCCUGAGCCUCUCAUGAAUCGAAAGUUGAUAUCUCUCGACAUGGGUUCACUUCUUGCUGGUGCCAAAUAUCGAGGAGAUUUUGAGGAAAGAUUGAAAGCAGUAUUGAAGGAAGUAACUGCUUCCAAUGGGCAAACAAUCUUGUUCAUUGAUGAGAUCCACACUGUUGUUGGUGCAGGAGCUAUGGGGGGAGCAAUGGAUGCGAGCAACCUCUUGAAACCAAUGCUUGGACGAGGUGAACUGAGAUGCAUUGGUGCAACUACACUGACCGAAUACCGAAAAUACAUAGAGAAAGAUCCAGCUCUAGAGCGUAGGUUUCAACAAGUGUUAUGUACUCAGCCCUCUGUUGAAGAUACUAUCUCGAUUCUUCGUGGGUUAAGAGAGCGAUACGAGUUACACCAUGGCGUUACUAUAUCAGAUAGUUCCCUUGUUUCAGCAGCAGUUCUCGCAGACCGAUACAUCACUGAACGCUUUCUGCCAGACAAAGCUAUUGAUCUUGUUGACGAAGCUGCUGCAAAGUUGAAGAUGGAGAUAACUUCUAAACCAACUGAACUAGAUGAAAUAGAUAGAGCUGUGAUCAAAUUGGAGAUGGAAAAGCUUUCUCUUAAAAAUGAUAAUGAUAAAGCUUCUAAAGAACGGCUACAGAAGAUUGAGAAUGAUCUGUCCACGCUCAAACAUAAACAGAAAGAACUUAGUGACCAAUGGGAGAACGAAAAGUCGCUCAUGACUAAAUACAUUGAUCGAGUUAACCUCGAAAUUGAAUCUGCUGAACGUGAAUAUGAUCUAAACCGAGCUGCUGAGCUAAAGUAUGGAACACUUUUGUCCCUCCAACGCCAAUUAGAAGAAGCUGAGAAGAAUCUCACGAAUUUCCGACAGUCUGGACAGUCACUACUCAGAGAAGAGGUUACCGAUCUUGACAUAGCAGAAAUAGUAAGCAAGUGGACUGGUAUUCCACUAUCUAAUCUUCAGCAAUCAGAAAGAGAAAAGCUGGUCAUGUUGGAACAAGUGCUCCACCAUAGAGUUGUUGGUCAAGACAUGGCUGUAAAAUCAGUAGCAGAUGCUAUCCGACGUUCAAGGGCAGGCCUUUCUGAUCCUAACCGCCCAAUAGCUAGUUUUAUGUUCAUGGGUCCAACAGGUGUUGGUAAGACCGAGCUUGCCAAGGCUCUAGCGGGUUACCUUUUUAACACUGAAAAUGCAAUAGUGAGGAUCGAUAUGAGUGAGUAUAUGGAAAAAUUCUCAGUCUCGCGGCUCGUUGGUGCACCACCUGGCUAUGUUGGUUAUGAAGAAGGUGGGCAAUUAACUGAAGUUGUUCGCAGGAGACCUUACUCGGUGGUUCUGUUUGAUGAGAUCGAGAAAGCCCACCCUGAUGUCUUUAAUAUCUUGCUACAACUACUAGACGAUGGAAGAAUAACUGAUUCUCAAGGGAGGACAGUAAGUUUCAAAAACUGUGUUGUAAUUAUGACGUCGAAUAUAGGAUCUCACCACAUACUUGAGACCCUCCGCAACAACGAAGACAGCAAAGAAACAGUUUAUGAGAUAAUGAAGCGACAAGUUGUGGAGUUAGCAAGACAAAAUUUUAGACCCGAGUUCAUGAACAGAAUUGACGAAUACAUAGUUUUCCAGCCGCUGGAUUCUAAAGAAAUCUCCAAAAUCGUAGAGUUACAGAUGAGACGGGUGAAGAAUAGGUUGGAACAGAAGAAAAUCAAUCUUCAGUAUACAAAAGAGGCAGUGGAUCUCUUGGCUCAGCUUGGCUUUGACCCCAACUACGGGGCGAGGCCUGUGAAGCGAGUGAUUCAACAGAUGGUGGAGAAUGAGAUUGCUGUCGGGGUUUUGAAAGGAGAUUUCGCAGAAGAAGAUACCGUUCUUGUCGAUGUUGACCUCUUGGCUAGUGACAACAAAUUGGUUAUCAAGAAGCUCGAGAGUAAUGCACCAGAAGAGAUGGCCGCUUAAGUAUAUAUACAAACAAAAUUAGCCUAUUCGG